Molecule: messenger RNA, 1809 nt
Organism: Vicugna pacos (alpaca)
Lineage: Eukaryota; Metazoa; Chordata; Mammalia; Artiodactyla; Camelidae
Product: L-amino-acid oxidase-like
Biological process (GO): amino acid catabolic process
Molecular function (GO): L-amino-acid oxidase activity
Source: RefSeq, a predicted model, not a curated record
CCUUAUCACUCCCACUCAUUCACACAGCCAAGCUCACACCAGAUAGGGCAGGGUACAGAGCCCCAGCUUUCUGCAGCCCCCAUCCCUUUCUCUGCCCCAGGGAUCCUGAUCUUGGGGCUCCUGUUGGCUACUCCCAGCUGCCUUGGCUACCCUGAAGACUUGAUCAGGUGCUUCCAGGACCCCGAAUAUGAGUCUAUCUGUGUCACAGCCCAGGAGGGCCUCCACACCUCCCCGCUGCCGAAGCGCGUGGUGGUGGUGGGAGCUGGCAUGUCAGGGCUGACGGCGGCCAAGGCCCUGCAGGAUGCGGGCCACCAGGUCACCAUCCUGGAAGCCAGCGACCACGUCGGAGGUCGAGUGGUGACAUUCAGGAAUGAGAAGGAGGGCUGGUACCAUGAACUGGGGCCCAUGCGAAUCCCAAAGUCCCACAGGCUGGUCCACACCUAUGUCAGGAAGCUGGGCCUGAAGCUGAACAAGUUCAUCCAGUACGAUGGCAACACCUGGUACCUCAUCAACAGAAAACGCUACCGUGCCAGAGAGGUCAAGGCCAACCCAGAGCUCCUAGGCUACUCCACGAGCCCAAGAGAAAAGGGCAAGAACGCUAUGACUCUCUUCUACCAGUCCAUUGCCAAGCUCAAAAGAAGUUCGAAAUUUUUCAACUGCAGCCAUCUGAUGUCCUUUUAUGAUUCUUACUCCACCAAGGCUUACCUGUUGAAGGAAGGGAUGCUGAGCCAAGGAGCAAUAAAGAUGAUCGGGGAUGUGAUGAAUGAGGAUGCUGGAUACUACAAGUCCCUUCUGGAGUCCCUGCGGACUGACAUGAUCUUCAAAAGCAAUGACUUCUCUGAGAUCACCGGUGGCUUUGACCAGCUCCCCAAAGCCCUCAGCGCCAGCUUGAAGCCUGGAACCAUCCAUCUGGGCUCCAAGGUGGAGAUGGUAGUGAGGGAUGGGCCCGAGGUCCAGAUUUCCUACCGGGUGGGCAAGCCCAACUCAACACUGCACACCCUCACCGCAGACUUUGUCAUCAUCUCCACCUCGGCCAAGGCCACACGCCUCAUCACCUUUGAGCCGCCGCUCUCCUGGGACAAGAUGGACGCGCUCCGCUCAGUGCAUUACACCAGUGCCACCAAGGUGGUUCUGGCCUGCAACGAGUCCUUCUGGGAGCGGGAUGGCAUCCAGGGCGGGGUCUCCAUCACAGACCGGCCCUCACGCUACAUUUACUACCCCAGCCACAGCCUUCCCAGUGGCAAGGGUGUCCUGCUGGCCUCCUACACCGUGGACGAUGAUUCCCUCUUCUUCAUAUCCAUGAAGCAGGACCAGGUGGUGGACAUCGUCCUGGAGGACCUGGCGGCUGUGCACCAGAUCCCCAAGGAGGAGCUGAGGCGCAUGUGCCCGUCCUCUGUGGUUAAGCACUGGUCUCUGGACCCCCUCAUCAUGGGCGCGUUCACAGAGUUCACACCCUAUCAAUUUGUGGACUAUUCGCAGAAGCUCUUCCAGCCAGAGGGCCGCAUCCACUUUGCUGGCGAGCACACUUGCCUGCCCCAUGCCUGGAUGGACACUGCCAUCAAGUCUGGCCUCCGAGCAGCCAGGAACAUCCAGGCUGCUGUGGACCAGGAGGCCACAGGGAGACAGACGACCUUUACCAAUACCCAGAAUCGUUUCUAACCCUGAGAGAAAUCCCUUAGGGAAUCUGGCAGAAAGCAGGCUGCAUGUCCCCCUGGCCCACAAGCAGGAACCCAAAAUACCAAAGAACCCAGGUGGUAAGUCCACAGGAAACAUCACCCUCUCCCCUGCCUCUCUCCCCUGCCAGCCCUG